Lactuca virosa is the source of this 1084-nucleotide messenger RNA. Lineage: Eukaryota; Viridiplantae; Streptophyta; Magnoliopsida; Asterales; Asteraceae. The record is from the annotation of a GenBank genome assembly.
AUCAGAACAAUAACAUUAAUUAAAUAUGCAUAAACUUCCUACUAUUGACUUCACCAACAAAAGAAACUUGAACCCUGGUUCAACCUCAUGGCUCACCACUUCCGUUGAAGCUACUCGAGCCCUCGAACAAUACGGAUGUUUCAUAGCAGAAUACGACCAAGUACCACUCGACCUCAACAACGCCGUCUUCCAAGCAUUACAAGACUUGUUUGAUCUCCCAAUCGAAACCAAAGUACAAAACAAGUCCACAAAGCCCUUGUACGGUUAUGUCGGCCAAAUCCCUUUCAUUCCACUCUACGAAAGCAUGGGGUUUGAUUACUCCAACACCCUUGAUGGCGUUCGUAGUUUCACAGAUGUCAUGUGGCCCCAUGGAAACGAAGCUUUUGGGGCAACACUACUAGCAUACAACGGGCUGGUAGCAAAGUUGGAAGAAAUGGUGACGAGAAUGGUGUUUGAAAGCUAUGGCGUGGAGAAGCACUUGGAUGCUCAUAGGAACAUGGUGACAUACCUUUGUAGGGGCAUGAAGUACAGAAGACCAGAGAAGAACGAAACCAAUAUGGGGUUCGUUGCUCAUACAGAUAAAGAUUUCAUUACUGUUCUGCAUCAAAAUCAAGUUGAUGGUUUAGAGGUCAAAGCCAGGGAUGGUGAGUGGUUCACAGUUGAGCUCUUGCCAACCUCAUACAUAGUCAUGUCGGGUGAUGCAGCCAUGGCUUGGAGCAACGAAAGAUUGUAUUCACCUUAUCAUCGAGUUACUAUGAAUGGAAAUGCAAGUAGAUAUUCGAUAGCCCAGUUUUCGUUUCUGGAAGGGAUCAUAGAAACACCAGAAGAAUUUGUGGACGAAGAGCACCCGUUACAAUUUAAGCCAUUUGAUCAUCUGAAAUACCUUGAUUUCUAUAACAAGGAGGAAAACCGAAAACUUGAAUGUGCCAUAAGAACCUACUGUGGAGUGUGAGACUUGCAGAUAUAUGUUUUAAUCCUACAUAAGUUUAUGGCUGUUGAUCGAGUGUUAUAGUGCUUCUUAAUUAAUAUGUAGGCUUGAAUAAUGUAAAGGGCAUUCGAGCCUGCUGCUUUGUGUCGAUGGAGG